AUGAUGGCCAAAGGGAAGAAGAAAGGAAAGGGAAAGGCUGGCCGUCUCGAGCUCAUCGAGAGCGUCGCUGCUGCCACGGAGAAGGGAGAUGCGGAUUCGCAGGCAGAUGAAGAAGACGAUGAGAUAGCGACGCCGGCGUUUAACAUUGACAAGCUCAAGGCGGAGACAAAAACUCCGUUCCGCACGUUUCGGAUCUUCAUCUACGGGGCUUUUGGUCUGUCUGCUCUGAUCGGCGGAAUAACUUCGCUCACCCAACUGGCCGCAACACUCUCUGACCAGCCGGGAGCCCUGGAGCUUCAGAAGGUGCUGAUCAACCUCCUGGUGGACUUCGGGGUUAUGGCCGCGGCUGCAUUCUGCUACAAUUUCGAAACGUCACAGCAGGAAGACCUGGAGCAAGUGGAAGCGGCCAACCGGGAGAAGCGGCAGAAACUAAAGGCCACCAAGAUAACCGGUGACGUCAACGCCGACAGAGUGAAACAGCUGCGGGCCCUUAGUGUCAAGGUUCCUGGUAGCGGAAGUGGUGCUGAACUCGAAGGAGCGAAAGAGGCGCCAGUGGGCGUUCUCAUGGACGAGGCGAAGCAAGCAUUUUGCGUGUUAGCCGGAGGAAAAGAGUUCGUCCGCGACAGCAUCGUGGCCGCGAUGCUCGCCAAGAACCAGAUUUUCCCCAGCCUCAACCUGUUGGUGGUGCCGGUCGAGAUGGAAGUGGCUAACGAUGGCAAGGGGGCCAAAGGGCUGGCGAAGGGUUUCGGAACUUCGCUGUCUUACGAGGAGCAAGGUUACGUGGCCGCUCCUGUCGACGAAGAUGGAUGGCGCGCACUCAUGGAAGAGGAGUUCGAGGCUGCAGAGAGACAAGGCGUCGUGGCAAAGUCCUCGGGGAAGGACGGGAUUGUGUUGCUAGUGAGCAAGAAGGGGAAGGUGCUGAGGCGGGGGGUGGGCAUCCCCAUGUGGAACAUUAUUAGAGACGAUGUCGACCCGCCUCCGGACAAGAAAAAAGGCAAGAAGUAAAGAUAUCGAUUCGACAUCAUCGUGUCUAGUUCGCUCACGUCGGCACGUGUUCAUAGAGCAGGGUACCUUGAUUGGAUCUGGUGUAUGGUUGAUGGCGGUGGCUCGACCUUUGCCCAGACGUGUGCUAUUCGCCUCUUUGUCGUCGUGCUUCCAACAGCAUCGCCAUCUACGGUAUCUGCCUCCCGGUAAGUGUGGUCGUUGCCUGUGUGUGAACUGGAGAUAAACCCGGGGUGCGGCGCCGGGAACCGUACCGUACAGUAAAUACAGAUACAGGGGGUAAUAAAGAGCAACGUAAAUACGUUCGCCUAUCUGGAGCAGCAGUGACGGGAGCACUGGGUACCCGGCGGCAGCCAGCAAACCUAUGCCUGUGGGCACAUGGCGCGGCUCA
Molecule: messenger RNA, 1393 nt
Organism: Ectocarpus siliculosus
Lineage: Eukaryota; Phaeophyceae; Ectocarpales; Ectocarpaceae
Source: the annotation of a GenBank genome assembly